Messenger RNA from Elgaria multicarinata webbii, 2771 nucleotides. It is a transcript of the gene CIAO3, whose product is annotated as cytosolic iron-sulfur assembly component 3. Gene Ontology annotation, biological process: iron-sulfur cluster assembly. The transcript is spliced from 11 exons. NCBI's taxonomy places the organism in Eukaryota, Metazoa, Chordata, Lepidosauria, Squamata, Anguidae. The record is from RefSeq and is a predicted model, not a curated record. Gene Ontology annotation, cellular component: cytosolic [4Fe-4S] assembly targeting complex. Bases 12 to 1457 code for a protein of 481 amino acids.
GAGCUCUCAAGAUGGCGGCGGCGGUGUCGCCCUUCAGCGGAGUGCUGCAGUUGACGGACCUGGAUGACUAUAUCGGGCCCUCGCAGGAUUGCAUAAAGCCCAUCAAAGUUGAUAAGAAGCCCGGAAAAGCCGCCGCCGCCGCCAAGAUCCGCAUUGAAGACGAUGGGACUUAUUUCCAAGUCGAUCAGGAUGGAGGGUCACAAAAGCUUGAAAAGGCCAAAAUUACCUUGAACGACUGUUUGGCUUGCAGUGGCUGCAUCACAUCAGCCGAAAGUGUCUUGAUCACUCAGCAGAGCCAUGAAGAACUCUCCAGAGUGUUAGCUGCCAAUAAGAUCUCAGGUUCUGCUCCUAAGAAGUUGGUGGUGGUGUCUGUAUCUCCGCAGUCCAGAGCGUCGCUAGCUGCAAGAUUUAAACUGACUCCUUUAGAGACAGCCAAGAAAUUGACGGCCUUCUUCAAAAGAUUAGGGGUGCACUUUGUCUUCGACACGACUUUCUCCCGAAACUUCAGCCUGCUGGAGAGCCAGCGGGAGUUCGUGCAGCGCUUCCGGCGGCAAGCGGAGGAUAAGAAGGCCCUGCCCAUGUUGGCUGCUGCCUGUCCAGGCUGGAUCUGCUAUGCCGAGAAGACCCACGGGAGUUUCAUCAUCCCGUACCUCAGCACGGCCAAAUCGCCCCAGCAGGUCAUGGGCUCCCUUGUCAAGGGCCACUUCGCCCAGCAGCAGCACGUGACACCUGACCAGAUCUACCAUGUGACGGUGAUGCCUUGUUAUGACAAGAAGCUAGAAGCUUCCAGGCCGGAUUUCUUCAUCCAAGAGCACGAAACUCGGGAGGUGGACUGUGUGAUUACAACAGGAGAAGUUUUGAAGUUGCUGGACCAGGAGGGCCUGUCCCUUUCCGAAGUGGCUCCCGCCCCGUUGGAUGGCAUGUUCAACAGCCUUUCCGAAGAGCAGCUGGUUGGCCAUUCCGGAGGUGGUUCCGGGGGCUACCUGGAGCACAUCUAUAAGUAUGCGGCAAAGGAGCUUUUUGGGAUUCAAGUGGAGGAACUUCAGUAUAAAACACUCAAAAACAAGGAUUUCCAAGAGGUGACACUGGAGAAGGAUGGCAAAACGGUCCUGCAUUUUGCCCUGGCUUACGGAUUUCGGAACAUCCAGAACUUAGUGCAGAAACUGAAGCGGGGAAGGUUGCCGUAUCACUACAUCGAGGUGAUGGCCUGUCCUUCAGGAUGCUUGAAUGGAGGGGGCCAGAUCAAAGCAGAAGGCGAGCCCGGUAAGGAUCUGCUCCAGCAGGUGGAGAGGCUGUACGAAUCGGUCCAGCCGGAAACCCCCGAGAUGAACAGAGCUGCAGAGGAACUGUACGAGCAGUGGCUGGGCGGCCCCACCUCAGAGCGGGCCCGAGGAGCUCUGCACACGCAGUACCAUGCGGUGGAGAGGCCAAGCGCCGGGUUUAAUAUCAAGUGGUGAAGAGGGGCGGGUGUGCUUCGGAACUGGAGGCCCUGAAGCGCCCUGAAUCGAAUUAUGUUUUUACGAUUCUCCUCUCGGACACAGCCGGUGGCCCAGGGAGACCCUUUAGACUUGGCAAAUAUGUAGCAAAGGAAUGUUAGUACCAAAGAUCAGAAUAAAAACCAUUGUGACCGGAGGAUUUGGCUUUACGGAGGACAACAUCCAGCCAGAGAGAGGCCUAGUUUCAGGUAGGGUGUUGCGUAGGCUUGUUAGGGAGGGCCCGGGGCUCAGUGGCAGAGCUCCUGCAUGGCACACAGAAGGUCCCAGGUUCAAAAAUCCCCGGCAGCAUCUCCAGGUAGCGCUGGAAAAACUCCUGCCGGAAUCCCUGGAGAGCCAUUGCUGCUGCCAGUCAGUGUCGACAAUAUUGGGCAAGAGGGACUACGGCAGCCAGCUACGUUCCCAGGCUUGUCUUCUUGUUAGAGCUGUGUCUUUUCAUCCCAUACAUUUUUAAGAUUUCCAGCCACAGGGACCCUCUUCAACACUGCGACGUUACGUGAUGCCGCCACAAACCCUAUCUCUGCAUCCCACAAUGCUUAGGGACACUCUGGGCCUAUUCCAAUUCCCCCGGCCCAUCUCACUGGUGGCUCGUCCGGAGAAGCCUGCCACGGGAUAACAACGCACUUCUGGAUGCCACCCUUCCUCCUCCUCCUCCUCCAAGGAGGAGCCUCGUACAUCAGAUUCUGCCCCCUGCCUCCACAAUGACCCUGCGGGGUAGGAUGGGCCGAAGGGAGGGAUGAGCAGAAGAGGGUAGUCUGUUUCUGGUCCAUGUCAAUGUUGCAUAUGUCCGUUCUUGUUCCACGGAAAUAUUUGCUUUAAAAACACACACACAAACGUGUAUAUACAUGUUUAAAUGUGUAUUUUUGAAUACUCCUCUCAAAAUGUGUCUGCGGGGAAGAAGAUGUGAGGGAGACUGGAGCAGGCAGGGACCAUCAGAGCCUGCUUCAGUUGGACCACCCCCCCAGGGCUAACAUCUUCACCUUGUGGGGAAGAAGGAGCUGUUGGUUUGCCCCUCCAUUGGGAGAUGAGAGGACGGAGCAGGGCCUUCCCACCAGCCUAAACAGUCUCCUUAAUUUCUUUUUAUUUUCUCCCUCUUCCCUCCCCAUCCACUUUUCCUUGUGUGUCAUGUCUUUUUUUUAGAAUGUAAGCCUGAGGGCAGGGACUGUCUUCUUUAUUGAUACAUUGUAAGCCACUCUGAGAGCCUUUUGGCUGAGGUGCGGGAUAAAAAUACUCUAAAUAAAUAAAUUAAAUAAAAUAAAAUUUGCAUUUCUAAAAACA